This is a messenger RNA of Coregonus sp. 'balchen', 27985 nucleotides long. The record is from the annotation of a GenBank genome assembly. Lineage: Eukaryota; Metazoa; Chordata; Actinopteri; Salmoniformes; Salmonidae.
AUGACAGGUAUGUUCACACCUCAAAUUUGGGCUUCCUUUGUUGUUUUAAUCCACAACCCCUGCAUAUAGAGUCUAUGAAUUGCAGACAGUAUUGCUUUUGAUAAUAUCUUCUCUUAAUGUCGAUAGUUUUGGUCUUGAAAGCUUUUAUACUUGUCUGUUUUGGAUGUUGAUCAUCCCCACAGCUGGGACAGGGAUUGCAUAUUAAUUUGUCAUAUUCUGCAUAUGUACCCCAAGGUAUCUAUGAAUAGUCUCACUGUUGUAGGCCUAUUUGAUGAAGGAUGUUUAGCCUAUAGAAAUAUCUCAUUCUAGUGGUUUAGUCUACACGGUAAUCCAUUUGAAGUGUAUAAAAUAUCAGUGAGAGGAGUGCCCAUAAUGUUCUCCUUUCCCCUAGAUUUUAAGCUUGGUGCAGCAGAGGUUUGGACUUCAAGGCAGGCGCUUCAGGACUUGUACCAGAAGAUGCUGGUGACUGACCUGGAGUAUGCUUUGGACAAGAAAGUGGAGCAAGAUCUGUAAGCCCCAGUUUACAUGACAUUGAUUAUGUUAUGAAACCGAUCAGCCAGCCUACUACUAUUGCUACUCUUGCUAGGUCUAGGUGUCUUAGUCUCGCUUCUUAACUUUUAGAUGGUCCUAAUUUUAUAAUGAAAAAAUGUUUUGGUGUCUUUCUGAAACACAUCUGAAGGUCACAUAACUAUAUGUUGUGGUAUGUAUUUCUGUUUCAUUGACAGUCAUUUGACCCAUAUGCCUAAUGUCAAAAUACUGUCUUUAGUCCAGUAGUUCUUAAGCUAGUUGAAUGACCUUAUAACUGGAAAUUACAUUUGUAAGAUUGCAAGACAACUAUAAAGAAAGUAGAUAAGUUUAGUGAGUCAGCUUGCGUUCAAGCACAAUACAGCUAUUGUAUUGUUGGAAUUAGAUGGAUUAUCAUCAGCUGUUUGAUUAAACUCUGAAACUAGAAAUUAUACGUUGAUUUGAUUUUCUCACAAUUUUUCAGCUGGAACCAUGCUUUUAAAAAUCAAAUAACAACACUACAGAGUCAAGCCAAGAACCGAGCCAACCCCAAUAGAAGUGAAGUGCAGGCCAAUCUGUCCCUAUUUCUUGAGGCAGCUAGUGGAUUCUACACACAAGUAAGUUACAACUACAAUGUAGCCUAACUAGGGUUGGCAUAAUUGCCAUAUAACUGUGUAACAGAUGUUUAUGGAUGAAGACCGUCAUGAAAAUAAAAUGUAAUAACCGUAAAAACAAGUGUGGAUAGAUAGAUAUAGAGAGAGAUGUAUAUAUCUCUAUAUAGUACAUUCGGAAAGUAUUCAGAACCCUUCACUUUUUCCACAUUUUGUUACAUUACAGCCUUGUUCUAAAAUGGAUUAAAUUGUUUUUCAUCAAUCUACACACAGUACCCCAUAAUGACAAAGCAAAAACAGGCAUACAUUUUUGCGAAUUUAUAAAAAACGGAAAUAUGACAUUUACAUAAGUAUUCAGACCCUUUACUCAGUACUUUGUUGAAGCACCGUUGGCAGCGAUUACAGCCACGAGUCUUCUUGGGUAUGAUGCUACAAGCUUGGCACACCUAUAUUUGGGGAGUUUCUCCUAUUCUUCUCUGCAGAUCCUCUCAAGCUCUAUCAGGUUGGCUGGGGAGCGUCGCUGCACAGCUAUUUUCAGGUCUCUCCAGAGAUGUUCGAUCUGGUUCAAGUCCGGGCUCUGGCUGGACCACUCAAGGACAUUCAGAGACUUGUCCUGAAGCCACUCCUGCGUUGUUUUGGCUGUGUGCUUAGGGGCGUUGUCCUGUUGGAAGGUGAACCUUCGCCCCAAUUUGAGGUCCUGAGCGCUCUGGAGCAGGUUUUCAUCAAGAAUCUCUGUACUUUGCUCCGUUCAUCUUUCCCUCGAUCCUGACUAGUCUCCCAGUCCCUGCCGUUGAAAAACAUCCCCAUAGCAUGAUGCUGCCGCCACCACACUUCACCGUAAGGAUGGUAUUGGCCAGGUGAUGAGCGGUGCCUGGUUUCCUCCAGACGUGACGCUUGGCAUUCAGGCCAAAGAGUUCAAUCUUGGUUUAAUCAGACCAGAGAAUCUUGUUUCUCAUGAUUUGAGAGUACUUUAGUUGUCUUUUGGCAAACUCCAAGCGGGCUGUCAUGUGCCUUUUACUGAUGAGUGGCAUCCGUCUGGCCACUACCAUAAAGGCCUGAUUGGUGGAGUGCUGCAGAGAUGGUUGUCCUUCUGGAUAGUCCUCCCAUCUCAUUUACAUUUACAUCAUUUAGCAGACGCUCUUAUCCAGAGCGACUUACAUCUCCACAGAGGAACUCUGGAGCUCUGUCAGUGACCAUUGGAUUCUUGGUCACCUCCCUGACCAAGGCCCUUCUCCCCCGAUUGCUCCAUUAAUUUGGACAGGGACAAUGUACAACAUAAGUCACAAGCUUGAUGUAUUCAUUGCGUGCUAUGAAUUUUGGACCAAUACUUUUGGUCCCCUAAAAUUGGGGGACUAUGUACAAAAAGUGCUGUAAUUUCUAAAUGGUUUACCCGUGAUGGAUGAAAAUACCCUCAAAUGAAAGCUGUCAGUCUGCUAUUUAACCUCAUAGUCAUUGUAGAAUUUCAAAUCCAAAGUUCUGGAGUACAGAGCCAAAACAACAAGAAUUGUGUCACUGUCCCAAUACAUUUGUAGCUCCCUUUCUAAACAUGAAAACAUUCUAUACAAAAGAACAACAUUCAUACAUCAGACAUUUAAAAGAAAAAGUCAGGACAUAGACAAGUGUCAAUACAUUACACAUGAAAUGACGUCAGAAUGACAGAUAAAGCACAGCUCGUCUGCUCUUAAUAAUACUUGAUCCUGGCCUCUAACAGUUACUACAGGAGCUGUGUACUGUGUUCAACGUGGACUUGCCUUGCCGUGUGAAGUCAUCUCAGCUUGGAAUUAUCAGCAAUAAACAGACCAACACCAGCACCAUUGUAAAACCCCAACCCAGCUCUUGCUCUUAUAUCUGCCAGCAUUGUCUCGUCCACCUUGGAGACAUCGGUGAGUGUUUUCACAUUAUCGCUACAAAAUAAAUUCACUGGGCAGAUCAUUUUGUGGUUAAUAUUUUUUAGCAGACACUGAAGCAGUGCUUUGAGGUGUUUUGCUUAUCUGCUUCUCCCCCCCUUCCAGCACGAUAUCGCAACCAAACCAGCCAAGCAGAGUCCUAUUACAGACACGCAGCUCAACUUGUCCCUUCAAAUGGUAAGUACUUUAUACAGAAGUUUUAAUGUACAGUAUUUGUUUAACGGUACACACAGCAUCAAUGUGCUUCUUUGCACAUUCCCAAAUUUCACCUGACAAGGAAAUCAUUUCAGGAUAUUAAGUCUUCUGUUGAUCUGUCAAUGUCUCUCCUCUCCAAAAGGUCAGCCUUACAAUCAGCUGGCCAUCCUGGCCUCCUCUAAAGGGGACCACCUCACAACGAUAUUCUACUACUGUAGGAGCAUCGCCGUCAAGUUCCCUUUCCCUGCAGCCUCCACCAACCUGCAGAAAGCUCUAGCUAAAGCUGUUGAAAGGUAUCAUUGAGCGUUUUUAUUGUAGCCUCAUUUCAAGAGGUGUUAUGCUUAGCUGUAUCUAUUUUCCCACCUUUAUCAACCAUCAUUUGGGAUGGGACUAAUGAGCAGUUUGAUUUCCAUCUUAACCGGUGUUGAUAUCACCCAGCUGGUUUACAGUGUGUAGACUUUAGGAACUGAACUUGUUCUAUGUAUACUUAAUCCCUGUCUCUUGUCUUCAGCCGCGAUGAGGUCAAAACAAAGUGGAGUGUGUCAGAUUUCAUCAAGGCCUUCAUCAAGUUCCAUGGUCACGUUUACCUGAGCAAGAGUCUGGAGAAGCUUAACAACCUGAGGGAAAAGCUGGAAGAACAGUUUCAGGUAAUGUUUUAAAGUAAAGUUUAAAUCCUCGCAUACUUUGUGAAGGGGAACUAAGGAUAUAGACCUUUCAAACCAAUAUGUUUUUCAAACAACUUAAGCAUCCCGACAACUUUUUGCAGACUUUUCUUUAUAGAUGAAAGGUAUUGCUGGUGACAAAGCAUCUACUUUUAUUUCCGCCAACCGACCUAGUCAUGAUUGCGGUAAUGUUCUGCCUACGGCUUAGUAUGAACUGUAGCUGUAAUGCUGAGGCGGCAUUGGCACGCACUAUGCUCUUAAGGUCUUGAUGGUUGCUAGGCAGCGCCCGUUACUACUAUCCACCUGGCAGUUCUAAACUUUGCAAGGGAUGUCUCUUCACUUAUCUUUUCGCAUAGCCCACCACAUGCACUGUUUUCUUAACCACAACUGGAUGGAUCCAUAUAUAAUUCCUGUUGGAAUAAAUAUCACUGAAUUACAAAAAUAUUGAAUAAAGUAGGCUAAUGCAAUUGAAGGCAUCAAAUUGUUGAAAUUGGCAAAGUUAUCCAAUUGUUAUAAUACAUUUGAAGCAAUAGCCUAUACCCGCGUGUGGUCCAUUAUUUCAGCACCGUUUCGCGUUGCUUUGAGACAAGCGUGGGGACUCGAUCGUCUUGAUAAAUCAAUCAAUGUCAGAUUUUUCUUUUCACUGAAUCGCUGUUUGGAUAUUGGUUAGGCUACAGUUAGGCUGGGUAAAUGUUAGCUAGGUUGAGCUGAGUGCUGCUCAUGGUCAUCUUGUCCAGUUGGCUCAUCUAUUAGAAAAUGUUGCCAUGUUAUAAUAAUAAUAUGCCAUUUAGCAGACUCUUUUAUCCAAAGCGACUUACAGUCAUGCAUGCAUAAAUUUUUUGUGUAUGGGUGGUCCCGGGGCUCGAACCCACUACCUUGGCGUUUCAAGCGCCGUGCUCUACCAGUUGAGCUACAGAGGACCACAUGUACACUGAACAAAAAAUAAACGCAAUAAGUGCUGGUCCCACAUUUCAUGAGCUGAAAUAGAAGAUCCCAGAAGUUUUCCAUACGCACAAAAGCUUAUUUCAAAAAAUUAAUAUGCACAAAUUUGUAUACAUCCCUGUUAGUGAGCAUUUCUCAUUUGCCAAGAUAAUCCAUCCACCUGACAGGUAUGGCAUAUCAAGAAGCUGAUUAAACAGCAUUAUCAUUACACAGGUGCACCUUGUGCUGGGGGCAACAAAAGGCCACUCAAAAAUGUACAGUUCUGUCACACAACACCACAGAUGUCUCACGUUUUGAGGGAGUGCGCAAUUGGCAUGUUGACUGCAGGAAUGUCCACCAGAUCUGUUGCCAGAGAAUUAAAUGUUUAUUUCUCUACCAUAAGUAGAGAUAUGUACCUCUUCUAUGAAAGUCUUUGCAUUACUGCACUAAACAAGCUAUGGGCCGGUUUCCCAGACACUGAUUGAGCCUAGUCCUGGACUUAAAAAUAUUCUCAAUGGAGAAUCUACUUUGCAAGUACUUUUUAGUUCAGGGCUUAAUCUUUGUCCAGGAAACUGCCCAAAGAUGUCUGAAGCUACCCCAAUUCCAUAUAUAACACCAUUGUUUUUUUUUGCAGAGGCUGAUUCUGCAGAAAGCCUUCAGCUCCCAGCAGCUGGUCCACAUCACAAUUAUCAACAUGUUUGAGCUGCACCAUCUGAGGGACUUCGGCAACGAAGCAGACGACCAGACCUUCAGCUCCGAGGAGCAAAUCGGCUGGUUCCAACUUCUCGGCCUCUUCAGUAUGUCCCCCAACUCCAAUUGUCUCUCAAUAUGCACGAGACAACUUACCUUGUGAAUGACAUGCCUGUUUGUGGUUAUGCAGCUGCUGUUUUUAGAUUUGGAGUUUUACUUGCUUUAUUUUAUAAUCUGGAAGUACGGAUAACUGAUUUGAUAACAUCCAUCUUAGAUUUAACUGUGUCAACUGCAGGGUGCUUUCUCACGGCCCCACUAGUAAGAUUACCUCUAACUCUUUUCUCGACCUCACUCUCUGUGGAAUUGGAAUUAUUCAAGGAGCCAGGUUGUUGGUGGUGGUGUUUUAAUGUGGUGUUUAAUCUUCCUUUCCCACAGUGUCAUUUCUGGGUGUCAUGUGUAGCCGGGCACUGCUGAACAAGAACCGAGGAGAGGAGAUCAUGGGAGAAUGUCCAUUGCCGGCCAUCAAGGUGUCCCUGGACUGGCUCAAACUACGACCAACCGUUUUUCAGGACGGUGCCGUGGACAGACGACAGUAGUAUGUGUAUCUUUUCUCUUUCAAUGUCACUGUUUGCCCUCUAGGUGUUUAGUUAGAUACAUUCUGCCUGUCUGAUAUUGUAGCAUAUUGUAUUGUUUACUCGUUUUGGACUCUUUCUUUUAGAUCUUAGCAAUAGCAGUAAUACUUUUGAAUGUGGUUUUGGAAUGUCUGCAUUUAGUUAAACAAGAUUUUGCUCUUAUUUCACCUUAGUGUUUGGCCUUGGCUGGUGUCUAUUCUGAACAGUUUCCAACCGAAGGAAGAUGAUGUUUCCUGUGCAUCAGGUAAUGGCCAUUCGAUAUCUCUGCUUUUGAUACGCACAUUUUCUCACAUUUUGUUGAUUGUCUCUAAUGUCCCUUACCUCUCUUCCAGUGACUCCACUUCCAGAGGAGUUUGAACUGCAGGGGUUUUUGGCUCUCAGACCAGCUCUACGGUACAUACACUACAUACCCUUUUGUCUCAGCCUCUCUUCCAUAUAGAAUGUGGGGUUGUGUGCAUACCAUGUUCCACGUUUUCUUGUAUUAACCCUGGUCUGUUUUGGUGUACUCCUUUUCCAGGACCCUUGACUUCACUAAAGGCCACCAGGGUGUUGCUGUGGACAAGGAGGGUCUGCCAGUCCGUGCCCGUCACCAGAGGCUCAUCAGCCUGGGGAAAUGGGUGGCAGACAACCAGCCAGGGUGAGUCUUCCUCUCUCUACCCACUACUGUUUUAAAGACUUAUUAUGAACUACCACAUCCAUAUAGACAAUAUAAAAGUAGUUUCCAUCUUCGAAUAAUUGCGUACUUUUAAAAGAUGCAACAGUAUUUUACAAGGCCUGUGUUUACGUUGGACUCCCAUGUACAUUGGACAAUAAAGUAAUCUGUGUGUUUCAGGCUGAUUCAGUACAAAGUCAGCGACGGCCUGCUGCUGUUCGUCACCGACAUUGAGGAACUGGCCAUCGAAGAGCCCCAAGAGAAGGAUGCCCCUGUGCUCCAGGAGUCCUCCAAUGGAGAGCAGACCCCCAACGAGGGCAACAUGGGCUUGAAGUCAGUCCUGUCCAUCGGCAAGACCCAGAACAGCGUGUUGGAGAUCGGCGAGAGGCCCGUGGUGACCUUCAAGGAGAACAUCAAGCCCCGGGAGCAGAGCAGGGAUCCCAGCCGCAUCCACCACCAGAAGGAGGCAGGGAAGGAACGGAGGGAGUUCGGCAAAGGCAACGGCGCGCCGGGAAAAGGAGAGCAGAAGCGGGAUGGCAAGAGGAAGAGUGAGGUGAAGAAGAACAGCCAUGAGAAAGCUACAGACGCAGGGAAACAGGUCAAACAAAUGCAUUGUUUUUCUUUAAGUUGGGAUAUAUCCUGUGAUUGUAUGUAUGUGUCCCAAAUUGCACCCUAUUCCCAAUAUAGUGUAUUACUUUUGACCAGAGCCCUAUGGGAUGCAGACAUGUUUACUGUGGUUGAAGGCUUAACUACCUUACUGAGUUUGUGUGUCUUUGUGCAGGUGAAAGCCCAGCCGGAGAUGAGGAAGACGCCAGUGUCUGAGGCCAGGAAGACUCCAGUCACUCAGACCCAGACUACCUGCUCCUCCCAGUUCAUCCCUAUCCACCACCCGGGAGCCUUCCCUCCCCUGCCCAGCCGACCAGGUACCAGCGCCACCUCUCACAGUGAUCACAGUGCCUAGAUUGAACAGUUUCACACGUAAAAUAUUUUUGGGAUCUGAGAGUAGCGAAUAACCUUCUGUUUUAUUUGUAAACUGUUCGCAGUUCAAUUGUAUUCUGCCAUGUGAAUUAAUUAAAUGAACUUGAUCUUUCCAGGUUUCCCCCCUCCGGCCUAUGUGAUCCCUCCUCCCGUGGCGUUCUCCAUGAACCCCGGCUUCACCUUCUCUACGGGAAUGUCUGUCCCCGGGCCGUUCCUGCAGUCGUCCUCCCACCCUCAGCAGCCCGGUGCCCAGCAGGUAAAGGGAGACGUGCUCAACUCUAAGGUCCAGAAUACAGGACACAGUUUAAGCUUAAUCCUGGAUUUAAAAGGACUUUUAAUGGAGAAUCUCCAUUGAAAAGGCCUUUUAGUCCAGGACUAUGUUUAAUUUGGGAAAACACCACCUGAUCCUCUUGUGUAAACAAAUACAAAUGUGCUUGGAACCCAAAAAACUACAGCAUAAGAAAAAUGAAUAAUGUAUUUUUCAUGGCAUCCAGCAGGUGCAGGUUCAGGCUGGGAAGCCGUCACACAUUCCAUACAGCCAGCAGAGGCCGUCAGUGCCGGGGGCCAUGAACCAGGGGCCCCCCCAGGGCCAGCCCCAGCAACAGCCUUCCCAGGCCCAGCAGGCCAUGCAGCAGGUGCAGCUCCAGGUCCAGGCUCUUGUCCAACAGCAGCAGUCGCCCACCAAGCCUGUGCAGCCAGGACAGCAGGGCAAAAGCCCACCUCACCAUCCUGGGAUGCAGCAGGUACAUUUAUAGAUCACAAUGGUUCUGGGCUGGUAAGGAACUAAUAGAUAACAUCAGUCCAGUCUGUUGAGAGCCAAAAUUGUUAUUUACAGGAAUGAUAUUGUAUUCUGCUGGAAUGAAUGAGCUUGUCCGUUAGAGGCAGCUUUAAUGUUUUGCGUUGCAACUUGAAAUGUAUGACGAGCGUCAUGUUUUUCCUGCAUAGACUGUUUUUGUGCUGCAGGGGAAAAUGUAUGACAAGUGUACUGUUUUCCUCCUGACCAACAGUACAUGCAGGUAGAUCAGGCUGGACAGAUGUGGGGCCAGCACCAGGCCCAGCAGCACCAGGCCCAGCAGCACCAGACCCAGCAGCACCAGACCCAGCCCACCAUGCAGAAGAUGCAGGCCAUGCAGAUGCCUGUCAAGCAGCCCUACUACAUGGGAAGCGCCCAGGACCCCCUCAAGCUCUUUGAGCAGCAGCCGUAUGCCAUGCAGACGGUGCCCCAGCAGCAACAGCAGAACAGCAUGGACAAGAAGAUGAAGUACCCGGAUGUGAAAAUGCAGGAUUUUUACUGGGAGCCUUCCUACCGCAUGGGGGAUAGCAGACAGAUAGUGGGGGAGAGGAUGGGCAAGCGGCCGCCCCCCGGGGCCUUCCACCAAGACCAGGACAACGCACCUAGAGGGCCUCCCUUUGAGGUGAGUUUUGGUGAACUCCUCAACCACCUAGACCUAAAUUGCAUACCAAAUGGCACUCCAUUCUUUAUUUAGUGCACUACUUUUGACCGGGUGCCAUUUGGGACAAAGCGCUGCAAAUUAGGGAAUGGAGUGUUUUAAGGAGAAGAGAAGGAAGGGUUGUCGAAUAGGGUUGUUCUUAUACGCUUUAUUUUCUAUAACCAGUUUCCAUCCAACCUUUUUAUUGAGUAAAGUAUGUCGGAUUAAAAAAGUCAUGACCGGCCUGAUGGAAACAGAACAUUUGUCGGUAAACUUUCCAAAUGUCGACAAAACUAAAUACGCUGUUAAAAUUAAUUAUGCGAGAAAUGCUUUUAUGUGCACAUUUUGAAAUAAUAAUAAUAAUAUCGACGUAAACUUGGAGUCAGAUGAUGACGUGGUCCUCCCACUAUGUCGGGAAAGCAUGCAGUUUAUUAGGCUACAGAUAAGGCUAGAAAUAAGUUAUGAUGUACUUCACAGUGUGGUGAAAGUGCAAGGUGAUGAGCUUGAUGCUCUUUUCCAAUAUACAGCUCUGGAAAAAAGUAAGAGACCACUGCAAAAUGAUCAGUUUCUCUGGUUUUACUAUUUAUAGGUAUGUGUUUGGGCAAAAAUAACAUUAAAGUUUUAUUCUAUAAACUACUGACAACAUUUCUCCCAAAUUCCAAAUAAAAUAUUGUCAUUUAGAGCAUUUAUUUGCAGAAAAUGACAACUGGUCCAAAUAACAUAAAAGUUGCAGUGUUGUCAGACCUCGAAUAAUGCAAAGAAAAUAAGUUCAUGUUCAUUUUUAAACAACACAAUACUAAUGUUUUAACUUAGGAAGAGUUCAGAAAUCAAUAUUUGGUGGAAUAACCCAGAUUUUCAAUCACAGCUUUCAUGCGUCUUGGCAUGCUCUCCACCAGUCUUUCACAUUGAUGUUGGGUGACUUUAUGCAACUCCUGGCUCAAAUAUUCAAGCAGCUCGGCUUUGUUUGAUGGCUUGUGACCAUCCAUCUUCCUCUUGAUCACAUUCCAGAAGUUUUCAAUGGGGUUCAGGUCUGGAGAUUGGGCUGGCCAUGACAGGGUCUUGAUCUGGUGGUCCUCCAUCCACACCUUGAUUGACCUGGCUGUGUGGCAUUGCGCAUUGUCCUGCUGGAAAAACCAAUCAUCAGAGUUGGGGAACAAUGUCAGAGCAAAAGGAAGCAAGUUUUCUUCCAGGACAACCUUGUACGUGGCUUGAUUCAUGCGUCCUUCACAAAAACAAAUCUGCCCGAUUCCAGCCUUGCUGAAGCAACCCCAGAUCAUCACCGAUCCUCCACCAAAUUUCACAGUGGGUGCGAGACACUGUGGCUUGUAGGCCUCUCCAGGUCUCCGUCUAACCAUUAGACGACCAGGUGUUGGGCAAAGCUGAAAAUUGGACUCAUCAGAGAAGAUGACCUUACUCCAGUCCUCUAUGGUCCAAUCCUUAUGGUCUUUUGCAAACCUCAGCCUGGCUCUUCUUUGCUUCUCAUUGAUGAAGGGCUUUUUUCUAGCUUUGCACGACUUCAGCCCUGCCCCUAGGAGCCUGUUUCAAACCGUCCUCGCCGUGCACUUCACCCCAGCUGCCGUUUGCCAUUCUUUUUGUAGGUCACUUGAUGUCAUCCUAGGGUUGUUGAGUGACAUUGGAAUGAGUUGGCGGUCAUCCCAGUCAGUAGAAAGUCGUUUUCGCCUUCUGCCGGUCUGUAGCUUUGUUGUCCCCAAUGUCUGCUGCUUGACCUUGUUCUUAUGAACCGCCGUCUUUGAAAUUUUAAGGAUGGAAGCAACCUGACGCUCACUGUAUCCCUCUGCCAGUAAAGCCAGAAUUGACUUUCCUUUUCAACUCUUUUGGCAUGGUCAAUAGUUAUUUUUUGAUUAAUAUUACUUUUGAGGUACUAUUAGCAUUUUGCCAUCCAGCUGGUCCUAUUGCAAGAGGAUAGUGAUGACCACAGCAGUGGUUUUUAUACUUUUCCUCGUUAAAUAACAUUUAGUUCAGGUGAUCACCUAAUCAGUACCUAAUUCAGUAGAAUGAGGUGUGCCUGUGUUGGAAUUCAACAGACACUGGAAUGGAAUAGCUGUCAUACAUGUAGAGAUGCUGAUUUAAGAAAAAUGUGCAGUGGUCUCUUAAUUUUUUCUACAGCUGUAUAUCGAGGGUCUUAUUCUGGUGACAUGAUCAUUGAUGCUUGUUUGGCUGCCGUUUGACAUACAAAUAAUCUUGCUCUUUUGUUCAUAAUAAUCUCAUCAUGUAGGCUAUAGGCCUUCCUUCACUGUAUCUGCCAGCUGUUGGCUAGAGCGCACUUGCCAAUACCAGAGUGGGCACACUUGCUAUGUAACGCAACAUUUGUUGUGCGAAAACCAUCAGUAGAGUUGAAAUGCAGUGGAAACUCGUUUAACUUGUAUUUCUUAUUCUGUACAUGGGAAUUUAACCAUAAAAGGUAUUUUUAUGUGCUCUACGUCAUCACGCACAACAUUUUAUCCUCAACAAGUCAAUUUGAUGGAAACACAUCUCUGGUGGGAAAAUGCGCAUAUUGGGUUUAAUGCGGAUUUUAGAAUAUUUGCAUGAAAAUCUGUCGCCAAUUGGAUGGAAACCUAUUUUAUGUUUCCUUUUCUUGUUUCUGUUCCUAACACGUCUUUAGUGUGUUUACAAUUUGGUAUAUGGAUUGUGUAACUGUUCUUGUAACAAAGUGGUGAGAGGAUGCAUAUUAGGCUAUAUGAUGCCUAUGCUGAAUGGUACAUUAGCCUACUCAACACUAAAUGUUGGAUUUAAGUCCAUUGGGUCUCGCUGGACUUGUUAUUGGCCUGGCGUAGGCUUUGGAAAUUCAGUCCUGGACCCACAGGAAAUAUAUCCAGCAUUUGGAUUUAAAGAUCUGGUAUUGGACUGACCAUAAUUGUUUGUUUGAGCAACUGAUUGGGAGCCAUGUUGUUCUUAUGGAGUGUAUUACAUAAUGCUUGCAGGUUCCUCCCACUUCUGUUUUGGCCUCAUGUUUUCAUUUUUCUAAGGUGGUCGACUUGACUAGGAAGGAAUUUCAAUGUUGAAGUACUAUCUGGUUGGAUGAUCAAUCUCCAGCAUCUUGUAUUGGUGUCAAAUUGUUAUGCUUGUUGUUAUGCUUGAACAACUCCAAUGUAUGGGCUUAUAUGGCACAAUAAUGCCUUUGGUUAAAUUACUCACCAACCCAGCGUGAGGACAGGGCUUGGUGUAAAGUAUUUCUGUAUCUUUGGAAUACUAGGCCUAUCUUUUUACUACCUUUACUGGCUUCGCCGCAUCUUUGGAUAACUUACCUCUUUACCAACCUAUUUCUUACUGGCUUACCUUUUCUGUUUCUUUCUUUUUUCCUUCCAUCCUUUUUGCUUCAUUCUCUCACUAGGACAAGAGCUCCCCUCUUCUGCCUCCAGACCUGUUAAAAAGUAUAUCAGAUUUUGAGGAGGAGGAAGAGCUGGCCUUUACUAAGCCUCAUGGUUUCUACCAGGCCUUGGCUGGCCCUCUUAGCACUGCUCCAGGACGAAAUAUAUUUGUAUGUAGUUUACUUCUCUUAACGUAAUCCCCCUGGCUUAACCAGCAUGUUAAACAUCAGGACACGUAUUCAUAAAGCCUGCUGAUCUAGGAUCAGUUUUAGAACAUAAUGAAUAAGAUAACAUGGACGGGGGGGGCCUGAUUCGAGGUCAGCACUCCUAUGAGACGCUUUAUGAAUACAGGCCAGAUUCACCUUCACAACUAGUUUUAAGCAGCAUUGUCUGUGACGUGAGUAGAAUACUUGAGUGGUAAGGAUAUGGCUCAUUUAAAUACUGUAAGGCUAACAUGUUAAAUAAGAGUUCAGAAUGUGUACGUAUAUUUUUCCAGGCUAGUGUUGAUAUGAUUGUGUGGUUUUGUUCCUUAUUCUAUGUUAACAGAAGUGGACCCAGUACUGUGCAUUUGGAAGAUUAAGCUAAAUGUUGUGAAUGUUGCAAUGCAUGAUUCCUGUAAAAUGUUGUAGGCAUGCCUACAUUGUCCACAAUGAGAAACAUACAUUUUUGGACAUAAUCAGGUUGAACAUACUUUAACUGGGAUUACAUUAUACAUUUUCCAACAUAUUGUGUAAAUUGCAACCCUAUCAGUAUUAAUAGCAAACAUACAAACUCCUGCAGCGUCGACUAGGGAGAAUGUGCUGAUGGAAUCAAUGACAUUUAUCAGAAGUAUUAGUUAAUACUGUAACUGUUUUCCCCAACUCUCUCCUGUAGUUGCCAAAUCAGUCAAGAAUGGAGAGUGGCUCUGAGGUGAUGGGCCAGUCGUCUUCUCUCAUGCCCUUAUCUGGGUUCCCAAUUCAGGUCUGUAUGUAUGCAUGGGAAAAUCUCUGCCCUGCCUCCAGACUUGUUUUGACUUCUGUUUGUGUGUGGAAAGGAAAAUGUCUGCAGCAUCUCACAGGCAGUAGUUUAAGGUCACUGUGAGCCAGAUUUGUUACUGUAGUCUCACUGAGCUUCUUUAAGGAUGUUUGCUCUUUAAUACCAGUUGGGUUUUAAAUGCCAUGUUUAAUGUUGAUAACUAAAGGGGUAUGUAUGACUGGCAUUUUGAUCGUAUGACAAAGGCCUAAUUGUGUAUGUUGUUUUUCUUGGUUUAGGAGAGUUCCUAUCAAAACAACAGCAUUUUCAGCCAGGCCUAUGGGAAGAACAUGGCUCCCAACCCCAAGCCUGAUGCUCCCAUGCUUCACCAGGAACCUUCUCUCUACUCCCUGUUUGAAGGAACUCCAUGGUCCCCGUCCCUCCCCGCCAGCUCAGGUACCUGCCUCCGCUCUCUUCUUCCCCACUUUUCACACCAAGCUGUCCAUAAACAUCACAACAGUACCCCUGUUAGUGUUAAAUAACACGCCUAGCAUCUGAAAGGGUCGAUAUUUCAAUAUAAUCGUAUUGAAAAACAUUUCAUAAAGGCAGAAAUUAUCCGUUAGAAAUUAAGACAUAUUUGCAUGUACAGUAAUCCCUCGUUUAUCGCGGGGGUUACGUUCCGAAAAUGACCCGCGAUAAGUGAAAUCCGCGAAAUAGAAAACUUUUUUUUUUUACAAUUAGCAACUAUUACAUGUAUACAAAUACAGUGACUCACGUGUAGGCCGUUUCACUGCUCUUCAGACUGGGCCGCUGCAUCCUGACUGCGCUCUGCAGUGUUCUCUUCUUCUGAAGCCCGCGGUGCAGGUGUGUUUGUUCGGGAGAAGAACAUAGUGAUAGGCAGCUGUUGUCGCUCUUUUUUCUUCUUUGCAAAAAGAUCCUUGUACACCGACAUGCCACCAUCGAUUACGUUGGAGAACUGUAAUGAACGGCUCAUCAAAGGGUCCCAUUCCUCACGGCUGCAUAGCUUUUACCUUCCCUUAGCAUGUCCAGAAGUUUAACUUUAUCUGAGAUAGGUAGCAUCUUCCGCCGUUUGGGCCCAUCCGCAGGUGCUUUUGUCGGUCCAGGCCGUUUCGUCGACAUUAUGGGUUUAGGAGAUGUUCGAAAUUACAAGAUAAUUUGGCCAACUUAAUGUAAAUUUGCCAAGCUGUUUUAUGUACGUACACAUAACUGCACGAGACGACAAAAUGAUAGCACAAUUCGUAGCAUGUUUUGAUACAAGAAGCGGGAGUGAGUUUUUAGCGAAUCAGAAUGCAGAGCACAAUGCACCAAAAAAAAAAAAAUGCAUUAUGAAAAUCCGCGAAAUAGCGAAUCCGCGAUAAGUGAACCGCGAAGUGGCGAGGGAUCACUGUACUUUUAUUAGAUUAUAAUUACAUUAUUAUAUUUCUCCAUUUCCAUAACAGACCACUCUACACCAGCAAGCCAGUCCCCCCACUCUUCCAACCCAAGCAGUUUACCCUCUUCUCCACCCACGCACAACCAUGGCUCCGUCCCCUUCUCUAACUUCGGCCCCAUAGGAACACCCGACAGCAGAGACAGGAGGAUGGUCGACCGCUGGAAGGUAGAAAAGACGGGUAAGUCAACCUCUGGAAUCUAAAUGUAUACAUUUUAUCCCUCUACCUCUUAUACCCACUGAUAUAUGUAAUGAAUGUCAUGUUUCGUAUAACAAUUUAGACUUUUCUAGACAUUUUGUGAAGUUAUUCUUAAGUCAUGUCGUUUAUAAUUUAUAAUGAAAACCUCUGUUUUUGUCCAGUAGCUGUGAGUGGGUUUGGUUUGGACUACCUGCCUGCUGCGUCGUCCUCUUCAGACCACCGAACCCCUGAGAACAGCUGGCACCAGGGGAACGCCCCCAGUAGCUCCUGGGCCGCCCAGGAGUUGCCCAUGGAAGACUCCUCCACUGUGCUCCUGGACAGUCUGAAGGUACCACACGACACACACACAACUUUCUUACCUUUUAGGGUUGCAAAAGUCUGGUAACUUUCCCCAAAUUCCCACGUUUUCAAGAAAUCCCAGUUAGAGAAUUCCCGGAUUACAAGCUUAUUCCCUACUGAUUCAAGGAAUAUUCCAACCGGGACUUCUGGAAAACCUCCGAAUUUUGGGAAAGUUACCGGACUAAAGCCACCUUUAGUAGUUUAGAAUUAUGCGAUGUCACCUUUAUUGCCACUUAUAUCACCCCAACAGUAUUCUAGGUCCUGUCUAGGGCUGUUGCGGUGACUGUAUUACUGCCACACCGGCAGUCAUGAGUCAUGACUGCAGUAAAAUUCUACGUGACCGUUGAGUCACAGUAAUCUCCUCCUAUGCAGUCUGGCAUUGUGUUAGUAGCACCCAACUCGCUAACGAUCAUCAGGUCAUUAAUGGCCUGGAACUCAGGGCUCUAUUGUCCCUCUAACCACUCUGACAUCAAUGCAAAUGCAUUCAAAAAUCACAUAAAACUAGGGCUGACCCCAAUUAUUCGACUGGUCGAUAGGCUGUUGGUAGACCAAUAUUAAUUUUUAGUCGAGCAGUAGCAUAUAGAUAGAUAGAUAAAUACAUCUAUGGCAAACGAUAUGCCCAUCUCAGUGAUUGCGGAAGGCCGCGGGGAUGGCACAGUCCAAGAAGAAGGGGAGUGUGGCUGCACAAUGCACGUCUCUCUCCAGCAUGCGCGCUCUCCUGCCAAUUUGUGCACAUUCAUUGUUUCAUAAAUUAAUUGUGUGAAUUUGAUUAUUAGUGUCAAUCAAUUCCCCAUUACAUAUAUCACCAGUAGUACAUUUACCGUUAAUUCCUAUAAUUUCUUAUCUACAAUGUUUGUUUGGUUACGGUAAUGUUUGUUAUUGUAUUCAAUAAAGGAUUUCAGUCUUUUACCGUUAUCAUUGUCGGAAUGGACACAUUGUUUGCAGAGUGCACAACCUACGCUACAAAUCAAAUCACAUUUUAUUUGUCACAUACGCCGAAUACAAUAGGUGUAGGCCUUACUGUGAAAUGCUUACUUACAAGCCCUUAACCAACAAUGCAGUUCAAGAAAUAGAGUUAAGAAAAUAUUGACUAAAUAAACUAAAGUAAAAAAUAAAAUAAAAAGUAAGACAAUAAAAUAACAAUACCGAGGCUAUAUACAGGGGGUCCCGGUACAGAGUCAAUGUGCGGGGGUACAGGUUAGUCGAGGUAAUUUGUACAUGUAGGUAGGGGUAAAGUGACUAUGCAUAGAUAAUAAACAGCGAGUAGCAGCAGUGUAAAAACAAAGGGGUGGGGUCGUCAAUGUAAAUAGUCUGGGUAGCCAUUUGAUUAAUUGUUCAGCAGUCUUAUGUCUUGGGGGUAGAAGCUGUUAAGGAGCCUUUUGGACAUAGACUUGGCACUACGGUACCGCUUGCCAUGCGGUAGCAGAGAGAACAGUCUGACUUGGGUGACUGGCGUCUUUGACAAUUCUUUGGGCCUUCCUCUAACACCGUCUAGUAUAUAGGUCCUGGAUGGCAGGAAGCUUGGCCCCAGUGAUGUACUGGGCUGUACACACUACCCUCUGUAGCGCCUUACGGUCGGAUGCCGAGCAGUUGCCAUACCAGGCGAUGAUGCAACCGGUCAGGAUGCUCUUGAUGAUGCAGCUGUAUAACUUUUUGAGGAUUUGGGGACCCAUGCCAAAUCUUUUCAGUCUCCUGAGUGGCGCAGUGGUCUAAGGCACUGCAUCGCAGUGCUAACUGUGCCACUAGAGAUCCUGGUUCGAAUCCAGGCUCUGUCACAGCCGGCCGCGACCGGGAGACUCAUGGGCGGCGCGCAAUUGGCCCAGCGUCGUCCAGGGUAGGGGAGGGAAUGGCCGGCAGGGAUGUAGCUCAGUUGAUAGAGCAUGGCGUUUGCAAUGCUAGGGUUGUGGGUUCAAUUCCCACGGGGGGCCAGUAUAAAAAAAAUAUAUAUAUAUGUAUUCACUAACUGUAAGUCGCUCUGGAUAAGAGCGUCUGCUAAAUGACUAAAAUGUAAAUGUAAAUGAAAAGGUGUUGUCGUGCCCUCUUCACGACUGUCUUGGUGUGUUUGGACCAUGAUAGUUUGGUUAUGUGGACACCAAGGAACUUAACUCACGACCCGCUCCACUACAGCCCUGUCGAUGUGAAUACACUUCUGAGAAACAAGUUUUGUUUUAUUUCAUUCCAUUUAAGAGUUUUGUCAAUUUGUCUUUUGUUUGGAGCGCUCCUGUCAAUGUUGAGUAAGGACACGCACCUGAUUACUCAUAGAAGUAGGCCAUAGGCUACCUGGCCUGCGCGCAAAUGUAGGCAUAUAUAAAUGUGCCCAUUUGGGGAUCUGAUAAUAUUUGUGAUUGGCUUAAUGCACCACCACUAAUGAGCUGUGGGGCUUCUCAAAGUAAUGUUUUCUUCACCUCAAACAGCAAGCAAAGGAAGUCUGUUUUUACAUCCAUUGAGAAUGACAACUCAAAGUAUUUGAAAAGUCUUUCCUGCUUUCUCCCUUUCGAUAACCAUUCAGCGUGAAAGGGAAAAUGUCAUGCUCUGACCCAGUGGAAACGUCAUAAAAUAGGCCUACCUGAUUACUACUUAUCCCUUGCGCAAAUAGCCAGCCUACAGCUGUGUCUGUCUCGAGCUCACUGGCUCGGUAAACUCUGAGGGCCCAGAAUAUUUUAUACAAUGUUGCGAGGAGCUUCAGGCAUAGUUGAUACAAUGUUUAAAGUUAGUUUCAGACAGGCCAUGAGUAGUAAUAUUUAUUUUUAUCAGGAUAUUUUCUACCUGCAGGCUGCAAUGUUUUUAUUUGUUGGCUUUAUAGGCUAUUUUUACAUAGUUGGCAUUGGCAAUAGAAGUUACUUUUUACGUUUGGAUAGAAUAUUGAUUAACCACAUGACAAUGAUAUACGAAGACGUUACUAUAAAUGAAACUGUUCCACAAAAAUGUGCAUCUAAAAACCACCACUGGCACGCAGAUCGGUAGAAAUGGUAAGAUAAAUUGGCAUUCCACAUGAGAAAGUUUGCAGACUCUUCGUGUAGCCUAUUACCGGCAACUUCAGGAGUGUAACGGCAGAAUCUGCGAAAGCCAGUAAGCGCCCUCUUCAGUAAUUGUCUUAUUUCAUCAAACAGUGAGCUUAAAGCAUCAGACAAGCUCUAUGUGUGUAUGUAUGUAUGUAUGUAUGUAUGUAUUAUAUACAGUUGAAGUCGGAAGUUUACAUACACCUCAGCCAAAUACAUUUAAACUCUGUUUUUCACAAUUCCUGACAUUUAAUCCUAGUAAAAAUGCAGUGCUUUAGGUCAGUUAGGAUCACCACAUCAUUUUCAGAAUGUGAAAUGUCAGAAUAAUAGUAGAGUGAUUUUAUUUCAGCUUUUAUUUAUUUCAUCACAUUCCCAGUGGGUCAGAAGGUUACAUACACUCAAUUAGUAUUUGGUAGCAUUGCCUUUAAAUUGUUUAACUUGGGUCAAACGUUUCGGGUAGCCUUCCACAAGCUUCCCACAAUAAGUUGGGUGAAUUUUGGCCCAUUCCUCCUGACAGAGCUGGUGGAACUGAGUCAGGAUUGUAGGCCUCCUUGCUCGCACACGCGUUUUCAGUUCUGCCCACACAUUUUCUAUAGGGUUGAGGUCAGGGCUUUGUGAUGGCCACUCCAAUACCUUGGCUUUGUUAUCCUUAAGUCAUUUUGCCACAACUUUGGAAGUAUGCUUGGGGUCAUUGUCCAUUUGGAAGACCCAUUGGUGACCAAGCUUUAACUUCCUGACUGAUGUCUUGAGAUGUUGCUUCAAUAUAUCCACAUAAUUUUCAUUCCUCGUGAUGCCAUCUAUCUUGUGAAGUGCACCAGUCCCUCCUGCAGCAAAGCACCCCCACAACAUGAUGCUGCCACCUAUGUGCUUCAUGGUUGGGAUGGUGUUCUUCAGCUUGCAAACAACCCCCUUUUUCCUCCAAACAUAACAAUGGUCAUUAUGGCCAAACAGUUCUAUUUUUGUUUCAUCAGACCAGAGGACAUUUCUCCAAAAAGUACGAUCUUUGUCCCCAUGUGCAGUUGCAAACCGUAGUCUGGCUUUUUUAUGGUGGUUUUGGAGCAGUGGCUUCUUCCUUGCUGAGUGGCCUUUCAGGUUAUGUCGAUAUAGGACUUGUUUUACUGUGGAUAUAGAUACUUUUGUACCUGUUUCCUCCAGCAUCUUCACAAGGUCCUUUGCUGUUCUGGAAUUGAUUUGCACUUUUCGCACCAAAGUACGUUAAUCUCUAGGAGACAGAACGCGUCUCCUUCCUGAGCGGUAUGACGGCUGCGUGGUCCCAUGGUGUUUAUACUUGCGGACUAUUGUUUGUACAGAUGAACGUGGUACCUUCAGGCGUUUGGAAAUUGCUCCCAAGGAUGAACCAGACUUGUGGAGGUCUACAAUUGUUUUUCUGAGGUCUUGGCUGAUUUCUUUUGAUUUUCCCAUGAUGUCAAACAAAGAGGCACUGAGUUUGAAGGUAGGCCUUGAAAUACAUCCACAGGUACACCUCCAAUUGACUCAAAUGAUGUCAAUUAGCCUAUCAGAAGCUUCUAAAGCCAUGACAUCAUUUUCUUGAAUUUUCCAAGCUGUUUAAAGGCACAGUCAACUUAGUGUAUGUAAACUUUUGACCCACUGGAAUUGUGAUACAGUGAAUUAUAAGUGAAAUAAUCUGUCUGUAAACAAUUGUUGGAAAAAUGACUUGUGUCAUGCACAAAGUAGAUGUCCUAACCGACUUGCCAAAACUAUAGUUUGUUAACAAUAAACAAGAAAUUUGUGGAGUGGUUGAAAAAUGAGUUUUAAUGACUCCAACCUAAGUGUAUGUAAACUUCCGACUUCAACUGUAAUAAAUAUAUAUAUAUAUAUAUAUACACAGUGAGGGGAAAAAAGUAUUUGAUCCCCUGCUAAUUUUGUAUGUUUGCCCACUGACAAAGACAUGAUCAGUCUAUAAUUUUAAUGGUAGGUUUAUUUGAACAGUGAGAGACAGAAUAACAACAAAAAAAUCCAGAAAAACGCAUGUCAAAAAUGUUAUGAAUUGAUUUGCAUUUUAAUGAGGGAAAUAAGUAUUUGACCCCUCUGCAAAACAUGACUUAGUACUUGGUGGCAAAACCCUUGUUGGCAUUCACAGAGGUCAGACGUUUCUUGUAGUUGGCCACCAGGUUUGCACACAUAAAGGAGGGAUUUUGUCCCACUCCUCUUUGCAGAUCUUCUCCAAGUCAUUAAGCUUUCGAGGCUGACGUUUGGCAACUCGAACCUUCAGCUCCCUCCUCAUAUUUUCUAUGGGAUUAAGGUCUGGAGACUGGCUAGGCCACUCCAGGACCUUAAUGUGCUUUUCUUGAGCCACUCCUUUGUUGCCUUGGCCGUGUGUUUUGGGUCAUUGUCAUGCUGGAAUACCCAUCCACGACCCAUUUUCAAUGCCCUGGCUGAGGGAAGGAGGUUCUCACCCAAGAUUUGACGGUACAUGGCCCCGUCCAUCGUCCCUUUGAUGCGGUGAAGUUGUCCUGUCGCCUUAGCAGAAAAACACCCUCAAAGCAUAAUGUUUCCACCUCCAUGUUUGACGGUGGGGAUGGUGUUCUUGGGGUCAUAGGCAGCAUUCCUCCUCCUCCAAACAUGGCGAGUUGAGUUGAUGCCAAAGAGCUCGAUUUUUGUCUCAUCUGACCACAACACUUGCACCCAGUUCUCCUCUGAAUCAUUCAGAUGUUCAUUGGCAAACUUCAGACGGGCAUGUAUACAGUGAGGGAAAAAAGUAUUUGAUCCCCUGCUGAUUUUGUACGUUUGCCCACUGACAAAGAAAUGAUCAAUCUAUAAUUUUAAUGGUAGGUUUAUUUGAACAGUGAGAGACAGAAUAACAACAACAAAAUCCAGAAAAACGCAUGUCAAAAAUGUUAUAAAUUGAUUUGCAAUUUAAUGAGGGAAAUAAGUAUUUGACCCCUCUGCAAAACAUGACUUAGUCCUUGCUGGCAAAACCCUUGUUGGCAAUUACAGAGGUCAGAUGUUUCUUGUAGGAGGGAUUUUGUCCCACUCCUCUUUGCAGAUUUUCUCCAAGUCAUUAAGGUUUCGAGCCUGACGUUUGGCAACUCGAACCUUCAGCUCCCUCCACAGAUUUUCUAUGGGAUUAAGGUCUGGAGACUGGCUAGGCCACUCCAGGACCUUAAUAUGCUUCUUCUUGAGCCACUCCUUUGUUGCCUUGGCCGUGUGUUUUGGGUCAUUGUCAUGCUGGAAUAGCCAUCCACAACCCAUUUUCAAUGCCCUGGCUGACGGAAGGAGGUUCUCACCCAAGAUUUGACGGUACAUGGCCCCGUCCAUCGUCCCUUUGAUGCGGUGAAGUUGUCCUGUCCCCUUAGCAGAAAAACACCCCCAAAGCAUAAUGUUUCCACCUCCAUGUUUGACGGUGGGGAUGGUGUUCUUGGGGUCAUAGGCAGCAUUCCUCCUCCUCCAAACAUGGCGAGUUGAGUUGAUGCCAUAGAGCUCGAUUUUGGUCUCAUCUGACCACAAGACUUUCACCCAGUUCUCCUCUGAAUCAUUCAGAUGUUCAUUGGCAAACUUCAGAUGGCCCUGCAUAUGUGCUUUCUUGAGCAGGGGGACCUUGCAGGCGCUGCAGUAUUUCAGUCCUUCACGGUGUAGUGUGUUACCAAUUGUUUUCUUGGUGACUAUGGUCCCAGCUGCCUUGAGAUCAUUGACAAGAUCCUCCCGUGUAGUUCUGGGCUGAUUCCUCACCGUUCUCAUGAUCAUUGCAAUUCCACGAGGUGAGAUCUUGCAUGGAGCCCCAGGCCGAGGAAGAUUGACAGUUAUUUUGUGUUUCUUCCAUUUGCGAAUAAUCGCACCAACUGUUGUCACCUUCUCACCAAGCUGCUUGGCGAUGGUCUUGUAGCCCAUUCCAGCCUUGUGUAGGUCUACAAUCUUGUCCCUGACAUCCUUGGAGAGCUCUUUGGUCUUGGCCAUGGUUGAGAGUUUGGAAUCUGAUUGAUUGCUUCUGUGGACAGGUGUCUUUUAUACAGGUAACAAACUGAGAUUAGGAGCAUUCCCUUUAAGAGUGUGCUCCUAAUCUCAGCUCGUUACCUGUAUAAAAGACACUUGGGAGCCAGAAAUCUUUCUGAUUGAGAGGGGAUCAAAUACUUAUUUCCCUCAUUUAAAAUGCAAAUCAAUUUAUAAAAUUUUUGACAUGUGUUUUUCUGGAUUUUUGUUGUUGUCAUUCUGUCUCUCACUGUUCAAUUAAACCUACCGUUAAAAUUAUAGACUGAUCAUUUCUUUGUCAGUGGGCAAAUGUACAAAAUCAGCAGGGGAUCAAAUACUUUUUUCCAUCACUGUAUAUGGGAAAAAUACACAUUUCAAUUUUUUGACCAAUCGAUUGGUUGAAAGAAAGAAAAGAGUACUCUCGGUCAACCAAGAUUUUUUUAGUUGGGGACAGCCCUACAUUAAACACUUAUCAUCAAAACAGUAUGUGCUUUUUAAAACUCGCCUCACUGUGAUUUGAUCAAUUUGAAGAAAGAAGUUCAACAACAGGUUGAAACUGAGUGGAAAACAUGGUCAUUGUGGAUGUUGUUUCAAAGCCUAACACAAUGAAAUGGACAGCGCUUUCUAAGGUGAUUGAUUAAUUCAAAACACCAUAUGCAUAUUGGAGCUUAUGCAUACGUAUAGGCCUAUACAGUGGGGGAAAAAAGUAUUUAGUCAGCCACCAAUUGUGCAAGUUCUCCCACUUAAGAUGAGAGAGGCCUGUAAUUUUCAUCAUAGGUACACGUCACCUAUGACAGACAAAUUGAGAGAAAAAAAAUCCAGAAAAUCACAUUGUAGGAUUUUUUAUGAAUUUAUUUGCAAAUUAUGGUGGAAAAUAAGUAUUUGGUCACCUACAAACAAGCAAGAUUUCUGGCUCUCACAGACCUGUAACUUCUUCUUUAAGAGGCUCCUCUGUCCUCCACUCGUUACCUGUAUUAAUGGCACCUGUUUGAACUUGUUAUCAGUAUAAAAGACACCUGUCCACAACCUCAAACAGUCACACUCCAAACUCCACUAUGGCCAAGACCAAAGAGCUGUCAAAGGACACCAGAAACCAAAUUGUAGACCUGCACCAGGCUGGGAAGACUGAAUCUGCAAUAGGUAAGCAGCUUGGUUUGAAGAAAUCAACUGUGGGAGCAAUUAUUAGGAAAUGGAAGACAUACAAGACCACUGAUAAUCUCCCUCGAUCUGGGGCUCCACGCAAGAUCUCACCCCGUGGGGUCAAAAUGAUCACAAGAACGGUGAGCAAAAAUCCCAGAACCACACGGGGGGACCUAGUGAAUGACCUGCAGAGAGCUGGGACCAAAGUAACAAAGCCUACCAUCAGUAACACACUACGCCGCCAGGGACUCAAAUCCUGCAGUGCCAGACGUGUCCCCCUGCUUAAGCCAGUACAUGUCCAGGCCCGUCUGAAGUUUGCUAGAGUGCAUUUGGAUGAUCCAGAAGAGGAUUGGGAGAAUGUCAUAUGGUCAGAUGAAACCAAAAUAGAACUUUUUGGUAAAAACUCAACUCGUCGUGUUUGGAGGACAAAGAAUGCUGAGUUGCAUCCAAAGAACACCAUACCUACUGUGAAGCAUGGGGGUGGAAACAUCAUGCUUUGGGGCUGUUUUUCUGCAAAGGGACCAGGACGACUGAUCCGUGUAAAGGAAAGAAUGAAUGGGGCCAUGUAUCGUGAGAUUUUGAGUGAAAACCUCCUUCCAUCAGCAAGGGCAUUGAAGAUGAAACGUGGCUGGGUCUUUCAGCAUGACAAUGAUCCCAAACACACCGCCCGGGCAACGAAGGAGUGGCUUCGUAAGAAGCAUUUCAAGGUCCUGGAGUGGCCUAGCCAGUCUCCAGAUCUCAACCCCAUAGAAAAUCUUUGGAGGGAGUUGAAAGUCCGUGUUGCCCAGCGACAGCCCCAAAACAUCACUGCUCUAGAGGAGAUCUGCAUGGAGGAAUUGGCCAAAAUACCAGCAACAGUGUGUGAAAACCUUGUGAAGACUUACAGAAAACGUUUGACCUGUGUCAUUGCCAACAAAGGGUAUAUAACAAAGUAUUGAGAAACUUUUGUUAUUGACCAAAUACUUAUUUUCCACCAUAAUUUGCAAAUAAAUUCAUUAAAAAUCCUACAAUGUGAUUUUCUGGAUUUUUUUUCUCAUUUUGUCUGUCAUAGUUGACGUGUACCUAUGAUGAAAAUUACAGGCCUCUCUCAUCUUUUUAAGUGGGAGAACUUGCACAAUUGGUGGCAAUUGGUGGCUGACCCAAGCCCGAAAACCCCCCUGAAAUUAAAAUUGUGCCGUUAUACAAUACAUAGCCUACAGCAUAUUACACACGGCAGAAAAACAUAAAAAUGCUGAUUUAAUAUACACUACAUGACCCAAACUAUGUGGACGCCUGCUCGUCGAACAUCUCAUUCCAAAAUCAUGGGCAUUAAUAUGGAGUUGCUCCCCCCUUUGCUGCUAUAACAGCCUCCACUGUUCUGGGAAGGCUUUCCACAAGAUGUUGGAACAUUGCUGAAGGGACUUGCUUCCAUUCAGCAACGAGCAUUAGUGAGGUCAGCAUUAGUGAGGUCGGUCACUGAUGUUGGGCGAUUAGGCCUGGCUCGCAGACGGCGUUCCAAUUCAUCCCAAAGGUGUUCGAUGGGGUUGAGGUCAGGGCUCUGUACAUGCCAGUCGAGUUCUUCCACACCGAUCUUGACAAACCAUUUCUGUAUGGACCUCGCUUUGUGCACAGGGGCAUUGUCAUGCUAAAACAGGAAAGGGCCUUCCCCAAACUCUUGCCACAAAGUUGGAAGCACAGAAUCGUCUAGAAUGUCAUUGUAUGCUGUAGCGUUAAGAUUUCGCUUCACUGGAACUAAGUGGCCUAGCCCGAACCAUGAAAAACAGCCCCAGACCAUUAUUCCUACUCCAUCAGACUUUACAGUUGACACUAUGCAUUGGGGCAGGUAGUGUUCUCCUGGCAUCCGCCAAACCCAGAUUCAUCCGUCGGACUGCCAGAUGGUGAAGCGUGAUUCGUCACUCCAGAGAACGCGUUUCCACUGCUCCAGAGUCCAAUGGCGGCAAGCUUUACACCACUCAAGCCGACGCUUGGCAUUGCGCAUGGUGAUCUUAGGCUUGUGUGCGGCUGCUCAGCAAUGGAAACCCAUUUCAUGAAGCUCCCGGUGAACAGUUAUUGUGCUGACGUUGCUUCCAGAGGCAGUUUGGAACUCUGUAGUGAGUGUUGCAACCGAGGAAAGACGAUUUUUAUGCGCUACAGCACUCGGCAGUCCAGUUCUGUGAGCUUGUGUGGCCUACCACUUCACGGCUGAGCCGUUGUUGCUCCUAGACGUUUCCACUUCAUAAUAACAGCACUUAAAGUUGACCGGGGCAGCUGUAGCAGGGCAUGAAAUUUGCUGAACUGACUUGUUGGAAAGGUGGCAUCCUAUGACAGUGCCUCGUUGAGUCAUCUGAGCUCUUCAGUAAGGCCAUUCUAAUGCCAAUGUUUGUCUACGGAGAUUGCAUGGCUGUGUGCUCGAUUUGAUACACCUGUCAGCAAUGGGUAUGGCCAAAUCCACUAAUUUGAAGGGGUGUCCACAUACUUUUGUGUAUGUAUAGUGUAUAUUUGGUACAUAAUUGGUCUAGCCUAAAUUUUAACAAAUUCAGAGUUAGUGUAAAGUGGAGUGUUGUAGAAAACCGAAGGACCGUGAAUGUAAUAAGAAACCUUAGGUGCUGGCUUAAGGCCUGUAGCAACCACUACAGAAUGUCCGGUCAGAACAAGGAUGAGGCGGGUGUUCAGGUUAAGGGGAGUUUAAUGGAAUAAGAUAUCCACACACAUCUGACCACUCAUGGUUCAGAUAACUUUGAAUCAUGUCCAGUGACAACUGACAUUAACUAUGUGCUUGUUUAGAUGCACGCACAAUUAAACAUCAGACAUACAGGGAUUCAGUCCACAUGAGGAAAAGUUGAGCAGGAGGGAAAACUGUGGAAGUGCUCAUCAGGAUGGGGAAAGCACGUUUCUGACCAUACAGCGUGCUGGGUCAUAGACUAACUGAAACUGAAGUCCUGGGAAUCAAGGCCACUGAUAGGCUGAACGAGAUGUGGUGAUAAGUAUUUGGCGUGACAUUAACCAAUAAGACACUAACAAAAGUGGGGGUCCUCUGAAUGUGAGACUAAGCUGCCCGACUAGAACUAACCAGAAGGGAUGGCUAGAAUCAUCUGACUGAAGCUGGCCAUUUUAACAGUUAGGCUACAUUUAUAUUGAGUUUGUAUUUGAUUUUAAAUAGCCUAGUAAUAGGCCAUGUUUUGUAUUUUCAUCAUUAAUAGGCUGGCACUACCUUUUUAACUACUGAAUAUCUCACCACCAUGCAUUUCCAUAUCCUCCCCUCUCUCCUUCAUUCCUUUCUCCAGUGCGCAGAGAGAGGGUCUGUCAACAGUUUAAUUCAAUAUGUUUCAUUGUGAAAACAUGUUACUAUCGAUGUUCCCGAACAUAUUUCACUUGGUUUCUAAAAUUAAGCACUGGGUAGCUGUAGGAACAGGGUUGGAGAGCACAUGGCAUACAGAGUUUGGGCGGAAUAUCACCUGUUGCGCAACGAAAUAAACGGAGUAGCCUACCUGACGAGUGAAAAAUGUACCAGCGAGAAAGUGGCCUCCAUUUGCUAUUCGAGUGCAUACAGAUGACAUGUCUUGCCCCUGUUCCUGCCCAUUUGAUAAUGGGCCAUUCUAAAUCGGAACUAAUUUUAUAUAUUAAUAAAGAUGUCUAAAUUGAGAAUAUUCUAAUGGGUGAAAAAUAUAACUUGAUGAGAGAACAGCGUGUGCAGACUGAGGCAAGGAACAGAGCGUAAGCUUUUUUUUGCGACUUUUUCGAAGACUCUAUAGCCUAUAGUCGCAUCAUGCAGCCCAUAUUUCUAAGACAUUCUAAGGUUUGUAUCAUAACUCUAAGUCUAGCGUAUAAGACCCGUUUCAAAUGAUAAUUUUUACGCUCAACAUAGCCACUUCAUAUGCGCACUCGCUCAGGAAUGGAAAAAAUAUCCUUUCUAUUUUAUUCAGCUAAGUUCAAUUAUAUUCUUACUAUAAAAUCAUGUAAUAUAAAAUAAUGGUACAGGUAUUCUUAGCAUAUCUUGCCAGCUAAAUGAACAAGCUUACAGCCUAUGGCAUGGAGCAUAGCCAGAUAACAUGCAGUAGGCCAACUCAUAUUCUGUUCUUCUGAAAUACAAUUUCUUCAUAUCAUAAUGUUUGUUUAGACCUGCCUAAAAUAAAUGGAUUUAAUGUGAUGGUGUAUAUUCAAUAGAUUUAUUAGACUUUUUUAAAUGUAGAUGUUCCACAGCCAUGCAUUAGCGGCUUGUAUGCGUGGAGUCCUGGAGAUGCUAAACGUGUUUGUUAAUUAACGGUAAAUUACCAUGACAAUAACUGGCUGACAGAAUUUCAUGACCGCCACAGCCCAGAUUGUUAAAUUCCUUUUGCUAUGCAGAUUUUUUAAAAAUCUAACUCUGUGCUCCCCAGUCCAUCUGGUCCAGCUCCAUGAUGCAGCCGGGGCCGUCGGCCCUGGAGCAGCUCCUCAUGCAGCAGAAGCAGAAGCAGCAGAGGGGCCGGGGCACCAUGAACCCUCCACACUGA